AAGGACAAAUUCCUGUGCCUGUGCGUAUUUUAAAAAAUGGGAAAUUUGAAAGUGUUACUUCUACUUUCUUUUAUGCACUUUUAUUUAACAUCCUCAUUGCAAAAUCUCUACUGGUUUGUAUAUGAACGUUGUGAUAUUACCGAAAUUAAUGAAAACAUUGUGGCAAAUAUGACCUACAAGUGCUAUAAAACUAAUCGUACCAGCCUAUUCAUGAAUUUUAGUUACACCUCUAAGGUUGAUAUAAUUUCGAAUAAGGAUGCACAGCUUUCCAUUGACACUGGAUUCUUCAGAAGUAACGAAUAUCGGUCCGGACCCGUUAAGUUCAAUAUACCGCUCUGUGAAGUACUGACGCAUAAAGAUUUUGAUAUUCCUUACAUGUUGAACCAUAGUAAUCUUCAUCCUUGCCCAAUAAAAAAAGGAGAAUCUUUUUUUGGAUAUCAUCUACGACCUGGUGCUCCAAAUUUUCCACCGCUCCUACCCGAGGGAAGGUGGAAGCUAAUUUUGAGAGCAGUUUGGAAAGGAACCGUAGCGUAUGUCGUUAAUUGGUACUUCAAAAUUGUUUACCCCUUACCAAUUGCUUAG
This is a messenger RNA of Photinus pyralis (common eastern firefly), 582 nucleotides long. RefSeq lists its product as uncharacterized. Lineage: Eukaryota; Metazoa; Arthropoda; Insecta; Coleoptera; Lampyridae. The record is from RefSeq and is a predicted model, not a curated record. The transcript is spliced from 4 exons. The coding region runs from base 37 to 582 and encodes 181 amino acids.